AAGCUAGCGAGUUUAUAGUUGGCGGAUGGUAGCUUCUUAUCUUCCCAUUUGCUAAUACAACUAUUCAGCUAUGAACUUCGCUUUUGUCUGACGAUCAUCGGCCACGGGACUUCGUUGAACGGCGACUUUUGGAGAUCACCGUCAUAUGUGUUGUCCUGGGCAACAGACUUAACAGGUUAACAGGUUUAGCUACCGUUAGCCGUGGCCCUGUCCUGGUUGACAUGACAACUUUCCCGACCUCUGUCCUGGUUGACAUGACAACUUUCCCGACCUGCCGAUGACCCGUAUGUCAUCCCUGUGAUAUUCCUGCCCGGUGGGACCAUCUUAAACAACACAUCAUGGAUGAGGAGUCUGUAGACCAAGUGUCCAACCUGUCUCCUCUUCGCCACAACGCUGGAGCUGACUGUAACCAUGGUGACCAGAGCUCACUGUUGAGCCAGCGGGAGAUGGUGUUGGAAAACCACGAUUAUCUCCAUCACCGUGAAACACUGGCCUCAAAGGUUUCAGCGGAAGAGAGAGGAGUGUGGUGCGAGUCUGAUGUCCCUGUAGUACAACAGAACAACCUCGACAACACAACAUCAUCCACUAAGAAGUCUUUCCUUGCUCUGUGUGUGGACGACUCUUCACUACAAAACAGUCCCGGGACCGACACAUGAAGACCCACACGGGAGAGAAGCCGUUCCACUGCACCGUGUGUGGGAAGAGCUUCUCUCAGCAGUCCUCCUUUAGGAUACACCAGAAGAGCCACACGGGGGAGAAGCCCUACCGCUGCCUUGCACCUGACUGUGGGAAGAGCUUCUACCAAUCAGGAGCCUUGUUGAGACACGGAAGGGGUCACGCUGAGGGGUCGACUAGACUAAGAGCUGCUGGAGAUGUGCUGCCACACCAACAGGAGCUGCUUGUCCAACAGGACGAUACCAGUAACAAGAAUUCUAAACUUCAGGCUGUAGUGGAUGUGCUGCCAGAGCAAGAGGAUGUCCGUCGGGCUCAAGGAGACUGUCCUGCCCCUCCUCCCAGCUCCGUCCCCUCUACACCGGGAGGACUACCUGUCCAACACCAGCAGAACCACAACAACACUUCCAACACCUGUCAGAAGUGCGGAGAGCAGUUCUCUACCUUCUACAAGCUGCGUGUCCACCUGACCACCCACAGGGGAGAGAAGCCCUUCUCCUGUCCAGACUGUGGUCAACGCUUCUCAGCCCGGGGCUACAUGGAGUCACACCAGAGGGUACACAUCAAGGAGAGACCACACCCCUGCCCCGACUGUGGUAAAAGGUUCCUCUCCCUGGGAGACCUGAAGAGACACCAGCAGAGCUUCUCCGAGGAGAGACCGUACAGCUGCUCCGAGUGCAGGAAGAGUUUCACCCAGCCGGGGUUCCUAAGGGCACACCAGAGGACACACACCGGGGUAAAAGGUUACCGCUGCCCCUACUGUCACAAGGACUUCUUCACUGCCUCCAGUCUGAGGAGACACAGGAAGCAGGCGCAUGCGGAAGAGACCGUUACGCUGCCCCCUAGUGGUGGACUCCAGCUGUCACAUGCUGGAGAGAGCCUGGGUCAAGCUGAAGAUGGUGUACCAGGACUGAAGGUCAUAGUGAAGGAGGAGGAGGAUCCUGCUUUUGGUGAGUACAUGUUCUGUCACAUGUCAUGGUCACACCUUAUUAUGUCAGACCG
Molecule: messenger RNA, 1674 nt
Organism: Oncorhynchus keta (chum salmon)
Lineage: Eukaryota; Metazoa; Chordata; Actinopteri; Salmoniformes; Salmonidae
Product: zinc finger protein 239-like
Exons: 5
Biological process (GO): regulation of transcription by RNA polymerase II
Molecular function (GO): DNA-binding transcription factor activity; RNA polymerase II cis-regulatory region sequence-specific DNA binding
Source: RefSeq, a predicted model, not a curated record